Messenger RNA from Erythranthe guttata (spotted monkey flower), 2650 nucleotides. Its product is annotated as COBRA-like protein 10. Gene Ontology annotation, cellular component: membrane. Gene Ontology annotation, biological process: cellulose microfibril organization. The record is from RefSeq and is a predicted model, not a curated record. NCBI's taxonomy places the organism in Eukaryota, Viridiplantae, Streptophyta, Magnoliopsida, Lamiales, Phrymaceae.
AACCUAUGUAUACCAGAAAAACCGUUAUAUGUAAUAGAAAUUCCUGAAUCUUCUCUGGACCUGUCAAAGAAUAGGAGAAAACUAGAGGAAGAGGAUGGUGUCUGAAUAUAGGUCCUAGAAAAUAUCUGUGUCUCUUGUAAUCAUUGUAUACCGUCUCUAACAUGUUUUUCUUCGCAAAGUUUGUAUCACUAAUUUCUCUUUAACGGGGCAUUUCCUGGUGACCUCCAUUUACAAACAUUGCCGGCUCAUCGGCGAGCCCCGUUCUUCUUUCUUCCCCAUCUCCGAUCAGUAGAAAUAAAUACGAUUUAGAACUUCUGGCAACAAACAAAACGAAAAAAAAAAAAAAAACUAUUUCACGUUGUCGAAAAACGUGAAAAUAAAACUAUUUACAGGCAUGAGAAUACCAUGGAAUGUGGUGUCCUGGAUUCUUCUUGUCCUGUUCUACAACGGCACUGUCCAGACAUGUAAUGCUCAAGAUUACGACUCCCCCGGCACCACCACCCCUUCCACCCCUCCCGCCGAAAUCGACAAGUGCGAUGGCAUCUUCGCUUCCUACAUUUUCCAGGGAAGGGAAAAGGAGUAUCCCUUCGUCAAGAACGUUUCCGCUCAGGCGUGGUCUUUCCAGGCAAUGGCCACUGUGCUCAACACCGGCUCCCAGGAGCUGAAAUCCUGGAAGCUUUUCAUAGGAUUCCAGCAUCGCGAGCUGCUGGUUUCCGUUGACGGGGCUGUGGUUGUCGACGGUGACGAUUUUCCGAUCAGUGUGGGGAAAAACGGGACCACCCUGGCCGGAUACCCGAUGACCGAUCUGAAAACGGCCAUCGACACUGCUGGGGAUUUCACUCAGAUGCAAGCUCAGGUCAACAUAAAAGGGACGCAAUUUGGGCUCACGGCCAAAACUAUUCCGAUGCCCAAAUCGUUGAAGCUUAUGAAUGAUGGGUUCAAAUGUCCUGGAGCCACGCGUAAAGGUGGUUACAUGUACGUGUGUUGCAAAAAAGACCCGAAAUUCAAACUGAAGGUAGCGAAAACAAAGUUCUUCCCUCGGAAAUACGGUGAUCUCCAUUUCACGUACGAUGUUCUACGAGCGUACGAGAAUAAGUACCUGGCCCAGGUGACUAUUGACAACAACCACCCGUUGGGUCGUCUGGACCAGUGGAACCUGACAUGGGAGUGGAUGAGGAAUGAGUUCAUUCUCGACAUGAGAGGAGCAUACACGCACAGAAAAGACCCUGCAGAGUGUAUCUACGGUCCUCAGGGACAGUACUACCAAGAUUUCGAUUUUUCCACGGUGAUGAACUGCCAGAAGAAACCCAUCAUCUCCGACCUGCCGCCGGAGAUGCAAAACGACGACAAGGUCGGCAAGUUGCCCUACUGCUGUAAGGACGGCAUUUUGUUGCCCAAGACUAUGAAUGAGACGAAGUCGAGAGCCAUUUUCCAGGUGGACGUGUUCAAGCUCCCGCCCGAUCUGAACAGGACCGCUAUCUUCCCGCCCCAGAAUUGGAAGAUCGAGGGCCGGCUCAACCCGAGCUACAAGUGCGGCGCGCCCCAGAGGGUCGACCCGACCGAGUUCCCGGACCCGAGUGGGAUCGACGCCACAACGUCGGCCGUUGCCAGCUGGCAGGUGAACUGUAACAUGACUCGGCCGAAGCCCAGGCAGUCCAAGUGUUGCGUCUCCUACUCCGCCUACUACUCCGACGCUGCCGUCCCGUGCAGCACGUGCGCGUGCGGCUGCGACGGUGAGCGCCAGUGCGACGCCAACGCACCGGCAAUGCUCCUCCCGUCGGAUGCCCUGUUGGUGCCGUUCGCCAACAGGACGGCGAAGGCGCUGGCGCUGGCGAGGAUCAAGCACCGGGCGAUCCCGAAGAAGCUCCCGUGCCCGGACAACUGCGGUGUCAGCAUCAACUGGCACAUCGACUCCGACUACAAGAGCGGGUGGACCGCCAGGAUGACACUGUUCAACUGGGACGAGAUGGCGUUCGCCGACUGGUUCUCGGCGUUCCAGUUGAAGAAGGCCUUCCCAGGUUUCGAGAAGAGUUACUCCUUCAACGGGACGAAGCUGACGGGCAUCGACAGCACCGUCUUCAUGCAGGGGCUUCCGGGGCUGAACUACCUGGUCGGGGAGGUGAACGGGACCCACCCCGACCGGGACCCCCGGGUGCCCGGGAAGCAACAAUCGGUUAUCUCAUUUACGAAGAAGGGUACUCGGGGCAUGAACGUAGCACAAGGAGAUGGUUUCCCAACGAGAGUUUACUUCAACGGGGAAGAGUGUGCCCUCCCGAAAGAAUUGCCGAAAAGAAGUGGGGGCCAUCGUCUUUCGGGUGUUGCAUUGAUUCCGUCCGCCGUGCUCGUGGCUCUUUCGUUUCUGCUGUUGACUGUCGGCUUAAAUUGAGAACUUUUCGUCUGAUGGUAGUGCCCAAGUUUUUGUGAAACUCAGAAUCAAGUUUGUGUGUGUGUGUGUGUGUGUGUGUCGUCUGAAUUCAUUCAGUGGGAAAAGAAAGCAAUUACUUAAUGUUUGUAGCGAUUGAUUUAAUGGAAAAACCCAUUCUUAGUGUACUAUAUACAGAUUGACAUUUUAAUUUCUUAGCCAGUAUAGUUAAUUUUUUUUCCAGGUCUAUAUAUUCUUUUGUUCAAGCUUUUGGUUCAAACACAUCAU